AUGAAUUGGGAGACAAAUGUGAACUCUUAUACCACUCCGAGUCAGAUCCCCGACCAGGAACUCACCAAAGAGUAUGUCAUUCCAAGAGACUACCCAUCGAUUGAUGAAUGUAUAGCCAAACAGGGCUAUCAACUAGGGGAUGUGAUCGCUCCUAAAACCUCUGGAUCUAAGACAGAAGUGAUCAAAUUGUAUGGAUUGGAGACCAAAGAGGUAUUCGCCUGUAAAGUGAUUCCACUGGAAAAGGAUAGCGUCAAUAGUUUCCCUGCUUUUAAUAAUUUAAAAAAUGAAAUUUUUGUCAUGAGAAGGGUUCAGGAGUGUCCCAAUAUUAUCCAUAUGUAUCGACACUUUAUUAUAAAACAACACAUCAUUGAAAAGGAUAUGGAAAGCAUAAGACUGAUCGCUUAUAUAGUGAUGGAAUACGCGAGCGGAACGGUACUCCACAAAAUGACUGUCUGUUACGAGUCCACUGGAAAGCCUAAUAUAUUGAAAGCAUUGUCGGAAAAGAAAGCAAAACAAUAUUUCAAAGACAUGGCAAAUGGGAUUCAUUACUUGCAUUCAAUAGGAAUAACACAUAUGGAUAUAAAGUUAGGAAACAUGUUAGUCGUGAACGAACACAAUGAAGAAGUGGUCAAAGUUUGCGAUUUCGGUGUAAGUCAUGUGAGUCAGCCUUCCGAUAAAGGACACAAAGGACAGGUCGUUAAAUAUAGGACAGCCAUCGGAACCAUUGAUUACUUUUCACCGCAAAUGUUGAAACUGAUUAUACGGGAGGAGUGGCACAAAGAUGUGGGACGAGUCAAAGAAUACGACAGUUUUAAGUCAGACGUGUGGGCUCUUGGAGUAUGUCUUUGUGCCAUGAUUUGCGGUCAUUUGCCCUUCAAAUUGAAAGCCGAUGACCAGAAACUAUCCACUCACUCGUAUACCGACACAAUGUUCUAUACGGUGGGGGCGGCGGUGCCCUAUAACGCGUAUGGCGGUCAUCAAACACCAAUGCCACCCCCGGGCACCUAUUCUCCCGAAGAAUUGGAGUGUCUUAAAGACCGAAAGUGGUGGGCAUUCCUAUUGUCCAGUAUAUUUACAUUACUCGCAGGAAUUUUCAUUGUAUUGAUUUACCGAUUGAUCGAAUUCUUGUGUUCGGGCUCAUCGGCUCAUAACCAGCAAUCAAAUGCACCGAACAAUAAGGCCAAACAACAAAUGCCAAGCCUUCAGGUGAAAGACAUCAAACCCAGUUUGCCAACAGAGCCCCUGCCCCUCACUAAGGACUUGGGAUGGAUGACAGAGGCUAAGGACUGGGCCGGAGAACUCAUUUCCGGUCAAUCGACUACUGGAAGGAUUCUCGUGGUUCUUGUAUUCCUCCUCUCCAUCGCAUCUCUAGUGAUAUAUUUCAUCGAUGCCUCGAGUGAUAGCGUAGAGAAGUGCCAGAAGUGGAACGACAACGCGACACAACAAGUAGAUCUGGCCCUCAAUAUCUUUUUUAUGGUCUAUUUUUUUAUCCGGUUUAUCGCCGCUUCCGAUAAGCUAUGGUUUAUGUUAGAGUUGUAUUCAUUUGUCGAUUACUUCACGAUUCCUCCGUCUUUUGUGUCCAUAUAUUUAGACAGAACUUGGAUUGGACUGCGAUUUUUACGCGCACUACGACUCAUGUCUUUUCCGGAUAUAUUGCAGUAUUUAAACGUUUUAAAGACUUCUUCGUCCAUCCGUUUGGCCCAAUUGGUCUCCAUUGUAGUGUCCGUAUGGUUGACCGCCGCCGGACUCAUACAUUUAGCUGUGUUUGCCUCAUUGGUGCCCGAAAUAACAGAACUGGUGGGACAUCCCUCUAAAUAUGCUGGCAAUUACCAGAAAAAUCCCGCUAAAAAGCAUAUAGUAGUCUGUGGACACAUCACUUACGAGAGUGUCAGUCACUUUCUUAAGGACUUCCUCCACGAGGACAGAGAGGAUGUGGACGUAGAGGUUGUGUUCCUCCAUAGAAAGCCCCCCGAUCUCGAACUCGAAGGUCUGAUUAAGCGUCACUUCACAACUGUUGAGUUCUUUCAGGGAUCAGUCAUGAAUCCAAUUGAUUUGAAUCGCGUUAAGGUUCACGACGCGGACGCCUGUCUAGUGUUGGCCAAUAAGUACUGUCAGGAUCCCGACGCCGAGGACGCGGCCAACAUUAUGCGAGUCAUAUCUAUCAAGAAUUAUAGCGACGAUAUCCGAGUUAUAAUCCAAUUAAUGCAAUACCACAAUAAGGCAUAUCUACUGAACAUUCCCUCUUGGAAUUGGAAAAGAGGCGAUGAUGUCAUAUGUGUUAGUGAAUUGAAGUUAGGUUUCAUUGCACAGUCCUGUUUGGCCCCGGGUUUCAGUACAAUGAUGGCCAACCUCUUUGCCAUGAGAUCAUUCAAAACAUCUCCAGACAUGCCUUCGUGGCAGAACGACUACCUGUGCGGCACAGGGAUGGAGAUGUACACCGAGAACCUGAGUCCGGCGUUUGCGAACAUGACGUUCGCUCAGGCGUCUGAACUAUGUUUCGUGAAACUCAAGCUCCUCUUACUGGCCAUUGAGGUGACCAACGAGACGGGCGAUGGGAGCGCCAACAUUGUCAUCAACCCUAAGGGCAAUCAUCGCAUUCAAAACACAACGCAGGGAUUCUUCAUCGCACAAAGUGCUGAUGAAGUCAAACGCGCCCUUUGGUUUUGCAAGAGUUGUCACGAAGAUGUGAAGGACGAGAAGUUGAUCCGCAAGUGCAAGUGCAAGAAUCCUGACAGCGGCUAUGGACUCAAUCAGACCUUAGGAAUGGCUGAUGGAAACAUGUCUACUCUAUCGCUGCAUCCGACUAACACACCCCCAGAAAUACCCAAAAUUUCCAGAAAGCUUAGAGAUUUCGUUCCAAUUCUUGACUUUUUAGGCGACAAUUCUGGAGAUCCGAGUGAAAGCAUCCAUCUGAUCCCUCCAACGUCCACCACAUCUGCUGGUGGCAGGAGAGCGGCUCGCAAUGGCAAACACGUGACCACUCCUCCACAGAACAGUCAAGUCCCUCAUCAACGGAACAAACAGAUGAUAUCACAACAUAUACCACAUUCACAGCACUCACAGCCACAACCAACGCAACCUUCACUCCCAUCACAACAGUCUGUGCUCUAUAAUCAGGUCCACUUAGCCUAUGAGGUCAAGAAACUCAUGCCGGCCGCCCAGCGAAUCGCCGAUAUCGCGGCCACUGGCGGGACGAACACCAACACCAGCGCCGGCUUUAUUGACUCCAAAGACUUUGAUUUUGAGAAGACAGAGAUGAAGUACGACUCGACCGGAAUGUUUCACUGGUUCCAUCUGAUCCCUCCAACGUCCACCACAUCUGCUGGUGGCAGGAGAGCGGCUCGCAAUGGCAAACACGUGACCACUCCUCCGCAGAACAGUCAAGUCCCUCAUCAACGGAACAAACAGAUGAUAUCACAACAUAUACCACAUUCACAGCACUCACAGCCACAACCAACACAACCUUCACUCCCAUCACAACAGUCUGUGCUCUAUAAUCAGGUCCACUUAGCCUAUGAGGUCAAGAAACUCAUGCCGGCCGCCCAGCGAAUCGCCGAUAUCGCGGCCACUGGCGGCACGAACACCAACACCAGCGCCGGCUUUAUUGACUCCAAAGACUUUGAUUUUGAGAAGACAGAGAUGAAGUACGACUCGACCGGAAUCGCCGGCUUUAUUGACUCCAAAGACUUUGAUUUUGAGAAGACAGAGAUGAAGUACGACUCGACCGGAAUGUUUCACUGGUGUCCCGCCCGACCCAUCGAGGAAUGCAUACUCGACAGGAAUCAGGCGGCGAUGACUGUCCUCAACGGUCACGUUGUCGUCUGUUUGUUCGCAGAUCCAGAUUCACCGCUCAUUGGCCUAAGAAAUCUUGUGAUGCCAUUAAGAGCUUCAAAUUUUCAUUACCACGAACUCAAACAUGUGGUGAUCGUUGGAAAUGUCGAAUAUCUGCGGCGAGAGUGGAAAAUGCUGCAGAACUUGCCUAAGAUUAGUGUAUUGAACGGCUCUCCCCUAUCGCGCGCGGACUUGAGAGCCGUUAAUAUAAACUUAUGUGAUAUGUGUGUCAUAUUGUCGGCAAAGAUUCCCUCAUCAGAUGAUCCCACGUUAGCUGAUAAGGAGGCCAUUUUGGCGAGUCUUAACAUCAAAGCCAUGACAUUUGAUGACACUAUUGGCGUCAUUACUAAUAAUGCAACCAAUGGUACAGCCAUUGGAAACACUAUUCCGGGGACUUCUCCCCCACCUCUGGUUGUGCAACGAAGAGGUUCCGUUUACGGCGCAAACGUACCUCUGAUAACAGAACUGGUAAACGACACAAACGUCCAGUUCUUAGAUCAAGACGAUGACGACGACCCGGACACUGAGCUAUACCUGACUCAGCCGUUCGCGUGCGGCACCGCUUUCGCCGUCUCUGUCCUCGACUCCCUUAUGUCCACCACUUAUUUCAAUGCAAAUGCGUUGACUUUGAUCCGGUCUCUCAUCACUGGUGGCGCCACUCCUGAACUAGAGCUCAUCUUAGCGGAGGGCGCGGGUCUUAGAGGCGGGUAUUCAACGCCCGAAACCUUAAAAAAUCGCGACCGCUGUCGAGUCGGCCAAAUCAGUCUAUACGACGGCCCUCUCGCCCAAUACGGAGAGAGCGGCAAAUAUGGCGAUCUCUUUCUGGCGGCCCUUCGCUCUUAUGGUAUGCUAUGUAUCGGUAUUUACCGGUUCCGGGACACCACGGGAACGGCUGAGGCCUCAUCCAAACGAUAUGUCAUCACAAACCCUCCCAACGAAUUGAUCCUAAUUCCCAGUGAUAUGAUCUUUGUGUUACUGCAAUUUGAUCCAGGUCUGGAGUACUACAAGGCUGAGAGGGGGCACAAUCCGGGGGCCCAGAGAGCCCAUUUGAAUGAGCAAUUAAUAGGCAAUAAUUCGGUGACAACUGUGCCGCAGACACAGGCGGGUCAGCCUCCCUCUUGACAGAUACUUUGUAGCGCUCUCACGGACGGGCCAUACUCAUUCAUUUAAAUGACCAAGUUUAAAUGAAAGGGUAGAGUCUGUACCGUCUGAGUGCUACUCUCAUAAGAACUUACAACGAAUCUGUUAUAAGUUUCAUAUAAUAACGAAUAUUUUCAACUAUAAACUCCUCAUAUAUUUCAGUCUCACAUAUAAUGUAUAUUUGGAUUGAAUGUUGAGAAUUAUUUUGAUAAUUAAAAACCAAAAGUAUAGCUAAUGUUGUCAUUCGUUGACUGACUCUGAGUUAAAACUAAAGAAUUAUCGAUAAAAUUGUUGUAAAUGUUGUUAAAAUUAAUCGUUGAGAGCCACUGAUAAGUAGGAUGUCAUCCAAUGGGUCACACAGUCAUCCCUGUCAUUGACUUCUAGGCGCAGCUAUUUUUACAUACAAUACAUAUAUUUAUUGCUCAUUAGAUCUCAUUAUUAGCUCAUUUAGAGAUUAAAUCUAUAUUUCAAACGAAAUAAUUGUUGAAAUAAAAGUUAAUAACAAGUUAUCGUCUAAUCAAUCGACUAAUCGAUAAACACAUCUCUCAAGUGUUGUCCUUUUGCUACGAAUUUGUUUAAAUGAUAUGUUUUUGUGCUCUUUAUUAAUAUCUAUUAAUAUUAAUAACGAUUAUAUUAUUUUUCAUAAUUCAAUACGAAAUACAACCAGUUAUUAAACACUCUAUUGGUUAUCAUUUUCUGAUUAUAUACCGGUU
Molecule: messenger RNA, 5684 nt
Organism: Oppiella nova
Lineage: Eukaryota; Metazoa; Arthropoda; Arachnida; Sarcoptiformes; Oppiidae
Source: the annotation of a GenBank genome assembly